AACUUCCAGCCGUCAGCUCAAGAUUCUGCAACGCCCAACCGUCAGCGUUCUCCAUCUUUCAACAAAACAUCGAAUGAUGACUGCCUAAAUGACAGCAAUAGUUCCAGUCCCAGUGGCUUAACUCCUAGGGAAACUGGAAUAGUUGAGAAAUUACUUCACUCAUAUGGUUUUAUUCAGUGCUGUGAUCGACAAGCAAGACUAUUUUUUCAUUACAGUCAGUAUGCUGGAAACAUUGAACAUUUAAAACUUGGUGAUGCAGUAGAAUUUGAAAUGACAUAUGAUCGACGUACAGGAAAACCAAUAGCUAGCGCAGUGUGGAAAAUUACAUCAGAGGUGGAUAAAAUGGAAGAACGUGUUUUUGGUUUCAUAACUACUGAAAUAAAGGAUAAUAGAGAGGGCAGAGUUGCAUAUGAAAGCCGUGGUGAAUGCUUCUUUUUACCUUACUAUGCUGAAGAUAUUGAUGGAAAUGUUGAACUCCACCCUCAAGAUAAAGUUACAUUUAGACUGGCAACUGACAAAAAUACUGGAAAUUUAAGAGCUCAUAAUAUACGAUUAGAAAAACCAUUACCUGCACGCUACCAGGGUGUAAUUUGUGCUUUGAAAGAAACAUUUGGAUUUAUUGAAAGGGCAGAUGUAGUUAAAGAGAUUUUCUUUCAUUCGAGUGAAUGUAAAUCCUUCAGAAAUCUGAGUUUAGGAGAUGAUGUUGAAUUUAGCAUUCAAACAAGGAAUAAUAAAGAAGUUGCUGUAAAUGUAGUAACACUACCAGAGGGAACAGUGGUUUUUGAAGAUGUAAACCCUGAAAUUCUGGUUGGUGAAAUAACUGAAGCAUUAGAAAAAGGAAGAAAUCGAUCUAGUGAUGCUUUUCCUGGAAAGAUUCAGUGUCAGUUGAAUGAUGGUGUUAUAUAUUACUCAUUUGGAGAUCGUGAUCCAAAAGCCGAUUAUACAUUGCAAGUUGGAGACUGGGUUAAGUUCAAUAUAGCAACAGAUCGUAGAGAUAAUCUUCAAAGAGCUACUAAUAUCGAACUUCUCAUCAAUGAACUGACAUUUUCAAAAGAAAAAAGAGAACAGGGAUUUGUUACAGCAGUAAAAGAGACCUUUGGCUUUAUUACAUAUGGACAGCGAGAUGUUCGUUUAUAUUUCCGUCUUAGUGAGCUGAUAAAUCCUGAAGAAUCUAUCAAACCUCAAGAUGAAGUUGAAUUCACAGUGGCUCAGGAUCCAUCCUCUCCUGGUCGAUGCCAUGCAAUUCGUAUUAGAGUACUGCCUCCUGGCACAAUAGAUGUUUCUUCUUCUGUGAAUGGAUCUCUUAAAAAUGAAGAUCAUAGCUGUGAUGACAGCAUAUUUGUUGGAGUAGUUGAAAGAGAACCUGCAUCUCGUUGGUCUACGGAUAGCCCUCAAAAGAUUAAUAAAAAAUCUCAUGAUGAAGAAAAUGGUUUUGAUGAAGCUUCUGAUGAAGGUUUGAUCACAUUUAAUAGAAAUGGCGUGAAAGAAAAAGCAUCUUAUAAUCUCCAAGACUGUGAACAUCGAACUCAUCCUCGAACUGGAGAUAGGGUGGAAUUUAUUAUUGUUAACAAAGAUGAUAAGUUGUAUGCAUCACAUGUGAAAGUUCUGCCUAAAACUCGCAAUGGUUUUCGUUAUUCUCAUCGUGGAUUUGUAGCUGCUCUAAAAGAUACUUUUGGUUUUAUUGAGACAGAGGAACAUGAAAAAGAAGUUUUCUUUCAUUAUAGUGUGUUUGAUGGCAAUGUUUCAGCGUUGGAAGUAGGUCAAGAAGUAGAAUAUGGUCUCACCCAUAAAGGGAACAAGUUAAGUGCUGAAUGUGUUCGUAAACUACCAAAUGGUACAAUACCAAAAGAAGAUAUAAAACCAGAAAUACUAAACGGAGUAGUUUUGAAUCCUGUGAGAUGCUUCAAUCCAGAUCAAGAAUUUUAUUCAGGAAAAAUUCGCUUGGCUUCUCACGCUGAAAAUAUGGAUGAAAACCUUCCAGAAUAUGAAUUUGGUAUUACUAGUUUGGAAGACAAACAUGAAUUUCUUCAAAAGGGAGAUGUGGUCCAAUUUCAGAUUGGAGUUACUAGGAAGGGAAAAGAGCGGGCCGUGAAUAUAAAAGCUAUUCGAACAAGGAUCCAGGCUACUGUAGAUACUAUCAAAGGAAAUUUUGGAUUCCUUUCUUAUGAAGCUGAAGAGGGUAAAAAACUAUUUUUUCAUAUGUCUGAAGUAAAAGGUGAUGGGACCAUUCAACCAGGAGAUAAAGUUGAAUUUGUUGUAGUUCAUCAUCAACGCACUGGAAAGUUCUCAGCCUGCAGUGUUGUAAAGAUUGGUACUUUAUUCUUUAUUAGUGAAAGCCAACCUUUGCAGCGGCCAGAACGAUUAAAUCGCUUACGUACCAUAUCUUCAGAUGGAAAUGGGCCUCGUCUCAUUUUGAUUCGGCAACCCAAAGGACCUGAUGGAAGUGGUGGAUUCAAAUUCCUUCGAGCUCCUAAAGAAAAUGAAUCCGAAAAAGAAAAUUUUCAAGAAACACAUUCCGCAUCUAAUGGAGUUUUGGAAACCGAGCCCUGUAUUGUUGAUCAAGUUCCCAGCGAAAUGGUUCUUAAUAAUGUGGAGUCAAAACCAGUUGUUUGUUCCCAGGGAUAGUUAUGUAUGCUUGUUGAAGCAGAUCAGUAACACCAAACUUCUAAGCAUGUACUCUCUCCUGUUUAAUCACUCAUUAUGGUUAGAACCAGAGUUAAGAUUAUUCCCAUUAGCUAAUCAUUAACCGUACAUUCUUUUAAAUUUAGAUUUUUUUAUUUACUUUUGUAUUACAGUUAAAGUUCCUUUGUAAUCUUUGUUAUAUCUCAUAUUAUAAAAAAGUACAUCUUAUAUUUAAAAGUAUAGACCAGAUUUGAAGAAUUUUGGCAUUGGUAUUCUGUCUUUGAGCAAACUUGCAUGAUUAGUUUUAAUUUUCUCUAAAGUUUCACUGCUAAUCAAUACAUACUACCACUCUCAAGUUUGAACAAAGGCAAAACCCCCUGAAUUACUGAAAGUGGAGAUAGCAAUCAUAAUUAAGCAUUGCAGAAGCCAGCACGCUUGAGCUUGACGCAUGUUUAUAGGCUUCUUGCCUAUUAACUUAAUCUUAUUAAUUGGAUACAUGUUUUACAUAUUUUUUACUUUAAGGGAAAAAAAUCAAAGCACUUAAAUUAUGCAAUCUUAAUGCAAAUGAAUCAAAGAGCGUAUGAAUCAAAUGAGGAGGGAGAAUCUAAUUGAACUUUUUUUUAUCUGUAUGUAAUUGUAGGCAGUCUGAUUUUAUUCAAGAUAUAUUCUUUCAAGAUUUAUAGUUUUUGUAAAGUGGAUGGUUUUAAAAAGUGUUAAGAAGCCGCUAAACAUGUGCCUUAUAUUAUGUGAAUAAUGAAAUAUUUCAACUACUUUGUACUGAUGAAACUUAAAUUUUGCAGAGAAAUAAAAGAUAAGUGCUGGAAAA
Messenger RNA from Stegodyphus dumicola, 3448 nucleotides. RefSeq names its product cold shock domain-containing Unr (gene Unr). Gene Ontology annotation, molecular function: nucleic acid binding. The record is from RefSeq and is a predicted model, not a curated record. Lineage: Eukaryota; Metazoa; Arthropoda; Arachnida; Araneae; Eresidae.